This is a messenger RNA of Fusarium musae, 867 nucleotides long. RefSeq lists its product as uncharacterized. NCBI's taxonomy places the organism in Eukaryota, Fungi, Ascomycota, Sordariomycetes, Hypocreales, Nectriaceae. The coding region runs from base 1 to 867 and encodes 288 amino acids. Gene Ontology annotation, molecular function: protein binding. The transcript has a single exon. The record is from RefSeq and is a predicted model, not a curated record.
AUGAAGGAGACGGCCGACGGGCACGGCCUUUUCGCCAAAGAGCUCAUCAAGGCUGGGACACGCAUCAUUCACGAAAAGCCGAUUCUGACUGUCUCACAAGAGGAGACCAAGACGAAAGCCGAGUAUAGAUGUGUCGUUGAUCAAGUCGCGGACCUGAGCGACUCAGACAAACAGCGAUUGAUGGAUCUGUACCACAACGACAAAAAGCUGCGCGAAUUUUCAUUCCUCCAGGGUCAACCUUGUCCUGGGACGGAUCUCGAUGCAGGUAUUGUCUUGGCAAAAUUCUAUACAAACGCUGCGAACAUCACAUCCGGAGGUCUCGAAUGCGGGCUGUUCACAACUUUCUGUCGCAUGAAUCACUCAUGCACACCAAACAUAUGCUGGGUAUACGAUGAGCCGACAGGGUUCAUGGAAGUAUACGCAGUGAGGGAUAUCGACAAAGACGAGGAGCUCACCAACUCAUACAUCGAAGUCGCGAUUUCUCACGAGGCGAGGAUGAAGGAGCUGUCGAAUUGGGGCUUCACGUGCCGAUGCACUGCCUGCGAAGGACCAGAUGCCGCGAAACACGAUGAGCGAAGGCGCAGGAUUGCACAGAUCAAGGGCAUUCUCGACAUGUAUCAGGAAACGGGAAAGUCGGGCGACGUACCGAAGUUCGCUGAGACUCCAAAGACAGACUUGGAAGCAUUGAGGUUGGGCGAAGAAAGUCUUGCACUGUUAUCGGACGAGGGGCUCAUCGAACAACUGGGUGUCAUGUAUGGGCUGUGUGCUAAGUUUGCCAAAGGCGCUGGGCUAGAUGACUUUGCGCAGGAUUAUGAGGAGAUGGAGUUUGAGAUCCUGGUAAUAACGACUGGGGAGUAUAUCGAUUGA